AUGUAAAACAAAGAUAACGUUGAUUAGAGAUUAUCUCAAAACAAUGACUUUGAUAUGGAAGAUACUGAGCAAAUCAACACCUAGAUUCCUCAAGUCAAUUAGAAUCCUAGCUCACAGGAAGGGUCAAGCUCCAAUUCAGACGCUUCAAUGUAAAGUCAAGGAUCAGGUUCUAAUGCUAAACUUUAGCAAGAUCUUUAAGAAGCAAGCUAGACUAACGGAAAACUCCAAAAGAAAAUUAAGAACAUGGAGCUUGAGAUGAUCUGGAGAGAACAAUAAUUUCAACAAGAGUUUCAGAAGAGAGAACAAUAGAUUCAACAAGAGUUUCAACAAGAGUUUCAGAAGAGAGAACAAGAGUUUAAACUGAGAGAACAAGAGAUGGAAUAGCAAAUAACCAAUUAGCAGACCUCAAGUGUUCUAAUUCAAGUCCCAUAAGAGCAACAGCUUGUUAAUGAUGCAUUGAGUUUCUUCACUGAUGUCUUCUCCUAUAUUCCAGAUAACUACAGACAAAUCCCAAGAGACUAUAUGGAAAUAGACAAUAAAAUAGCCAAUCAGUAGAAUAAGGGCUAAAGCCACAAGGAUAAGAAAAGCAAGGAUAAGAAUUAGAAACAAGAAUAGAAAGGCAAUAAGACAUAAGGGUAAAAGAAUACAGGCAAGCAGGACCAGCAUUUGAGUUUAGUGGAUCUAAAAGAAAAAGCUUAGAGACGUAUAGAGUAGAUAUAGGCAGAAAACAGAGAAAAAUCGCAGAAUAAGAUUAAAGAGCUUACUCAAAUGCAUCAGCAAAACGGACUAGGGAAGAAUAAAGAGAAAAAGAGAUAAGCGAAGGAAUAAGAAUAGGAUGUAAUCAUGGAUAAUGAUGAGGAGAAGAAGAGAGGCGACUCAAAAUCAAAGGAAAGACCGUCACAUAAAGAUUUCAAAAACAAGGGACUUGUUAGUGAUGACAAAAUGAAAAAUAAGAAAGAAUACAAAGAAGCCAAGAGGAAAAUGAAGAUGAAAUCGAAGAAGGGGCUUGCAAGCACAGGAGGCAGUGUAGAGCAUCAAUAAAAAAUAUGA
Messenger RNA from Stylonychia lemnae, 1050 nucleotides. The record is from the annotation of a GenBank genome assembly. NCBI's taxonomy places the organism in Eukaryota, Ciliophora, Spirotrichea, Sporadotrichida, Oxytrichidae.